AAGAAUCCUCACAGCUAUGCUGCUGCUGUUUGUAGCACUCCCCCUGCUGGUGCAGUCCCACCCUGUCUAUAAGGAGUUCCUACCUCUGGACUGUGAGGACAUUUUCAACAAUGGAUCCAGCCACAGUGGUGUCUACACCAUCUACCCAAAGGGUCCUGAGAAACCAGUGCAGGUUUACUGCGAUAUGGGCUGUGACGAGUACGACAGCCACAAGGACGGGAAAUGGACGGUGAUUCAGAGGAGAAUAGAUGGCAGUGUGAAUUUCUACAGAACGUGGGAGCAGUACAAGAACGGCUUUGGGAACAUAAGUGGAGAAUACUGGCUGGGUCUGGAGAAUAUGUUUCUGAUGACAUAUGCAAAUAAAUACGAGUUGAGAGUGGACAUGGAGGAUUUUGAGGGUGGCAGUGCCUAUGCCCAGUACUCUUCUUUCUCCGUUGAUACAGAGGCCUUAAGAUACAGGCUUCACAUCAAAGGCUACAUCAAUGGAGGCGCAGGUGACUGCUUGUCCUACAGUGGUGAGAGAGAUUUUGCAACCUUUGACAGAGACAUCUAUAGCUGUGCAGACACUUACUCUGGUGGGUUCUGGUACGGCUACUGGACAUGUCACCUUGCGAACCCCAAUGGCCAGUACAAACGGGGGAAUGUGGGAAGCGCAUAUACAGGAGUUAUGUGGAGCUGCUGGAGAGGUUACUAUUACUCCCUGAAGACCAUCGUGAUGAAGAUCCGCCGGGUGUCUCUGGAAGAGCUUGAAGGGUAG
Molecule: messenger RNA, 757 nt
Organism: Colossoma macropomum (tambaqui)
Lineage: Eukaryota; Metazoa; Chordata; Actinopteri; Characiformes; Serrasalmidae
Product: microfibril-associated glycoprotein 4-like
Exons: 5
Coding region: 17-757 (246 amino acids)
Biological process (GO): elastic fiber assembly
Source: RefSeq, a predicted model, not a curated record